Leptidea sinapis is the source of this 1671-nucleotide messenger RNA. Its product is annotated as zinc finger protein 239-like. The transcript has a single exon. Gene Ontology annotation, biological process: central nervous system development; regulation of transcription by RNA polymerase II. The record is from RefSeq and is a predicted model, not a curated record. Gene Ontology annotation, molecular function: RNA polymerase II cis-regulatory region sequence-specific DNA binding; DNA-binding transcription factor activity, RNA polymerase II-specific. NCBI's taxonomy places the organism in Eukaryota, Metazoa, Arthropoda, Insecta, Lepidoptera, Pieridae. Gene Ontology annotation, cellular component: nucleus. Bases 419 to 1426 code for a protein of 335 amino acids.
GAAACAUCUUUUUUAUUAAAUUUUACUUUUGUACUUUACAGUUAAACAACUAGCAGCUCGUAAUGACCUAUAUAAUAAAAAAUACGCAGAAAUAACCCUUCCGUGCAAUAAGAGUGGAAAUACGUUCAAGCACUCUGUUGAUUUAAAGAUAACAAAGAAAUCAAUUCCAGGUCAAAAGCCGCAUUCAAACAAUGUAACUGGAGCUACUAGAAUUUCUUUGUCCAAUCAAUCUGACCUGGGCGGACAUAACGGAAUAGAUGCAGAUAAAAAGCCCCAUCCCGAUAAUAUUAAUGGUCUAACGUAUAGUUCAUUUAGCGAAUCAAAGAAAGAAAAUAAAAGAUAUGCAAAUAAAAAGUCUACUGCCACUAUCUUAAGUGAAACGAACAAUGAAUCUGUUGAUUUUGACCAACAUAACAAUAUGUAUCUAGAUAAAAAUGCUUAUUCUUAUAAUAUUAUUGGUACAGCGCCCUCACAGUUUAAUGGUUCGAAGGAACAUAAUACAAUACAUACACAUGAAAUUUCUCACUCUAGUAAUGAUAGCGGAAUAAGAUCCAAUGAUUUAAAGCGACGAAAAUGCCAAUACACUGUUGAUAAACAUAAGAGUUUCAAUCAAUCUCGUAAUUUGAAUAAUCAUAAAAGAAUACGUACUGGUGAUAAACCUUACUCGUGUAAUAUCUGUGGUAAGAGUUUCAGUGAAUCUGGUCAAUUGAAGACCCAUAACAGAAUUCAUACCGGUGAUAAACCUUACGCGUGUAAUGUUUGUGGUAAGAGUUUCCGUGCAUCUGGUAAAUUGAAGAUCCAUAACAGAAUACAUACUGGUGAAAAACCUUACGCGUGUAAUGUUUGUGGUAAGAGUUUCCGUGCAUCUGAUACUUUGAAGACACAUGAAAGAACACAUACAGGUGAUAAACCUUACUCUUGCAAUUUUUGUGAUAAGAGUUUUAGUAAUUCUAGUAAAUUGAAGAUCCAUAACAGAAUACAUACCGGUGAAAAACCUUACGCGUGUAAUGUUUGUGGUAAGAGUUUCCGUGCAUCUGAUACUUUGAAGACACAUGAAAGAACACAUACAGGUGAUAAACCUUACUCUUGCAAUUUUUGUGAUAAGAGUUUUAGUGAUUCUAGUAAAUUGAAGAUCCAUAACAGAAUACAUACCGGUGAUAAACCUUACGCGUGUAAUAUUUGCGGUAAGAGUUUCCGUGUAAAUAGUACUUUGAAGACACAUAAAAGAACACAUACAGGUGAUAAACCUUACUCUUGCAAUGUUUGUGGUAAGAGUUUCAAUCAAUGUGGUUCUUUGAAAAAACAUGAAAGAAUACAUACAGGUGAUAAACCUUACUCGUGUAAUAUUUGUGAUAAGAGUUUUAGUGAAUCUGGUAAAUUGAAGAACCACAACAGAAUACAUACCGCUGAUAAACUUUACGCGUGAAAUGUUUGUGGGAAGAGUUUCAGCCUAUCUGGAAGCUUGAAGACACAUAAAAGAACACAUGGGGGGCAAGAAAAUAUGGGGCAUUUCUGUUAAAAUAAUAAGUUCAAUAAUUGAUGUCAUAGCACCAUAAUUGGCAAUAGUAUUUAAUAAUUGUAUUAAUCGUGGCGUGUUUCCUGACCUUCUGAAACAUAGUAAAAUUACACCAAUAUUUAAGUCGGGAUGCUCUUCUGACCCGAUCAACUAUC